AUGAGCCUACAUUCUACCUCUGCACCGUCCUUUGUGGGCACCCCUCUCAAUGAAUCGCGGCCUCUGGUCUACGCCAUCUGGAAGAGGAACUUCUUGUCCCAAGCUAUCAUCCGCAAUGUCGUGGGGUAUUUCACCGAGCCAAACCACGAUCCCUAUGGGAUCCAUCGCGAGGCGAUCAAGAUCGGCAAGGAACCGAUCGUGCGGCCCGACAUCAAGGUAUACAUGUCAGCCAUCUUGGCUAAAUCGAUGGACCGCAAGUCGGCCAAGGCUUUUGCCGCUCAGCGCUUUUUUGCGCACACCCUUUUGGUGUCCGGUAUGUCGACCAACCUCCGGCAUCUGUACCCAAAAACUACGUGUCUCAACACGCUCUUUGAGCUGCUGAAAACUCGUUUCGAGUCAAAUGCCAUGGACAACAACCCCACCGUGAUUGCUACUCACCUACCGAAUCUCAAGUUCACCGAGGACAGUUGUAUCGACACCCUCGCCGUGGAACUCAACGACCUCGUGAAGCGUUAUCGUGGGCCUAUGACGAUGCCCACCUUUAAUCCUUUGGAUGCGUAUGCGAUCUCGUCUAUCGACUAUGACACCUACAUUUGGACCUAUCACACUCUGUGUGCCAUGUCCGACGCGUUUAUUGUGGAAAAGAACCUCUCUGGGAAGUCAUCUAGAACUGUGUUUCGACUGCCCGAGCUGCCGGGCGCCCAUCGUUGUUGA
Aphanomyces astaci is the source of this 714-nucleotide messenger RNA. RefSeq lists its product as hypothetical. The record is from RefSeq and is a predicted model, not a curated record. The coding region runs from base 1 to 714 and encodes 237 amino acids. NCBI's taxonomy places the organism in Eukaryota, Oomycota, Saprolegniomycetes, Saprolegniales, Verrucalvaceae. The transcript has 2 exons.